AUGAAAAGCGGAAUUCGAUACAUUUUAUUAGCCAUAUGGGCGGCUAAAGUAAUCCAAGCAAGUGACUCCCAACGCUUUCUUCAAAAAUUUGAAGGUGCUGUAAGACCGCAUUCUAUAAAUGUAGAUGGCUCGCGACUAGAGAAAAGGUCAUCAACUCCUGCGUUUGAGAUAUUACAAGAAGAAUGGUCUGUCGAGGCACCCAAAGCUGGAUCGAAGAAAAUUGGACAACUCAAGUCAGCCACAGAAGCCUGUCGUAAGGAUGUUCACAAAAUUUAUUCUGCAGCAGAUCUUGCCAGAAUACGUCAUCAGUGCAAGGAAGUUAUAGGUACAGUGCAUAUUGUUGAUUUUACCGAUUCCAUAAUCGACUUAGGGACUAUGGAAAAGAUUCAGGGAAAUCUAAUCAUUGAAAAUUUGCCACAAAUUGUAAAAAUUCAAGCAAGCCGUCUCAAUGAGAUUUCAGGAACACUAAAGUUGGAUAGCUUGACAUCUCUUACUGAUCUGCAUUUCCCAUCCCUGCAACACUUUGAGGCUAUCGACUGGAAGGUAGUGCCAACCCUAACUGCCUUCAACCUCGCCCCUAACAUCACUUCAGCUAAGCGUAUCAUAAUUUCUGACUCUUCGCUUGUAAAUAUUGGUGGUUUGCAAAACAUUGAAGAACUGGAAGUUCUAAACAUCAACAACAAUAGAUAUAUGGAAAAUGUUGACUCAAAGGUCAAGCGCAUUUUUGAGCAACUAAGCAUUUCAGCGAAUUCUAGAGAGCUCAGAGUCAACUUACCAGAGCUAAAAUGGGCAAAUAACAUCACCAUUCGUGACGCAAGCUCAACGUCCUUCCCCCAACUGCAAUACGUGAAUCAUUCUCUUGAAUUUAUUGAAAACUAUUUUGAAUCAUUGCCUCUCCCAGUGCUCAAGUCUGUGGGUGGGACAUUGGGUUUACUCGAAAAUCCGCAUUUGGAACAAGUAGAUUUCUCCAACGUCACAAACAUCCAAGGAGGACUGAUGAUUGCAAACAAUUCACGUAUACAAAGCAUUAAUUUCUUGCCGCAGUUAAGGGAGAUUGGAGGUGCCAUACAAUUCUUUGGAACAUUCCAAGAAAUUAGUUUGCCUUUGCUAAAGCUCGUGAGAGGUAGUGCUUUGAUUAAGAGUACAUCUAACGUACUAGACUGUUCGAAAUGGACGACCCCAGUCAGUGGUAACUCUAUUAUCAGAGGAGGACAAAUUAUAUGCAACUCUGGUAGGGUACAGAGUUCUGCUCGUGUGAGUGAGGACGGUACCUUAUUAGGACGCGAGCAAAAGGAGAGUGCCAAUAUUUCUGAUAAUGAGAGAAACUCGGGGUCAUUCAUAGUGGACAAAAGCAAGUUGCCAGCAUUUGGAUUUGCGUUAGCUUUGGGUUGGAUUGCAGCCUUAAUCUGCUUCUUAAUAUCACAAUGA
Lachancea fermentati is the source of this 1428-nucleotide messenger RNA. The record is from the annotation of a GenBank genome assembly. Lineage: Eukaryota; Fungi; Ascomycota; Saccharomycetes; Saccharomycetales; Saccharomycetaceae.